Messenger RNA from Tuber melanosporum (Perigord truffle), 564 nucleotides. RefSeq lists its product as uncharacterized. The transcript has a single exon. NCBI's taxonomy places the organism in Eukaryota, Fungi, Ascomycota, Pezizomycetes, Pezizales, Tuberaceae. The coding region runs from base 1 to 444 and encodes 147 amino acids. The record is from RefSeq and is a predicted model, not a curated record.
AUGAUACCGGUAUGUCCCCCGGUAUCAUAUCCAUUCUCCUGCCUUGAUUCCUGGAAUGUUUUUUUUCUCAGUCUAUGCAGUCAUCCGAUCCCUUCCAAUUACGAGUGGGUACCGUGCUCGAGUACUCGUAGACUACGAGUAUCGGCCAUUGUCAACACCCAGUUCUCCCGCAGCAUGAUAAAUUUAUCCAACCUUCCCAACCCUCCUUCCCCGAUGGUAAUCGCCACCAUAUCGCUCGGCCGGCAGUGGGGCAUAGUGGGAUUUAGAAUCACAAGCCGCGAAUCACCAGUACGAGUACAGUACCACAGCAGUAAUCCCUGCCAGCACGGCAGGAGCAUUAGCCGAGAUACAUUGUACUCGAGUACGAGUGCGGUAACGUUAGACUACCAAAACUCUAACAGCGGGAUGCCGUACCACCUCUACGUACUGGAUUCCGCACUCUAGGCAUCUUGGGCACCGGAAAGUAGUGAGGAAAGAAACUUGGACAAAUACGUGGAAAAGGUCUUGUUUGUAGAGUAGAUAUCGUACAUAGCCUGCAGCGCCAAUUGACCGGGAAGGUGUUUA